AUGUACAUGAGUGGGGAGAAUGAUGAAUGCGACGCGUGGUGCGGCCUUUCACGGCCUAUGUCAAACAACGGAUCGCAGGCAGUGGAAGUCGAGGAAGACGAGUUCGAGGAGUUUAUGGAGGAUGAUUGGCCAGUGAACAGGCAGGAGGACACGUCUCUGUGGGACACCGAGUGGGACAAGGAGGAGGUGGACGAGGCGUUUGCCGCCAAGCUCAACGCAGAGAUUCAGCAGAGUGCGAGCAACGCAGCAGCACCAGCAGAGUGA
Guillardia theta CCMP2712 is the source of this 264-nucleotide messenger RNA. RefSeq lists its product as hypothetical. The transcript has 2 exons. Gene Ontology annotation, biological process: proteasome assembly; mRNA export from nucleus. Bases 1 to 264 code for a protein of 87 amino acids. Gene Ontology annotation, cellular component: proteasome regulatory particle, lid subcomplex. NCBI's taxonomy places the organism in Eukaryota, Cryptophyceae, Pyrenomonadales, Geminigeraceae. The record is from RefSeq and is a predicted model, not a curated record.